Molecule: messenger RNA, 396 nt
Organism: Cinclus cinclus
Lineage: Eukaryota; Metazoa; Chordata; Aves; Passeriformes; Cinclidae
Product: feather beta keratin-like
Exons: 1
Coding region: 22-396 (124 amino acids)
Cellular component (GO): intermediate filament
Molecular function (GO): structural constituent of cytoskeleton
Source: RefSeq, a predicted model, not a curated record
GGGACCCUCCACACCACACCUAUGGCCUGCUACGACAUCUGCCGUCCCUGCGGACCCACCCCACUGGCCAACAGCUGCAACGAGCCCUGUGCCCUGCAAUGCCAGGAUUCCCGUGUUAUCAUCGACCCUUCCCCUGUGCUGGUCACCCUGCCAGGACCCAUCAUGACCUCCUUCCCACAGAACACUGCUGUUGGAUCCACCUCUUCAGCUGCUGUGGGCACUGAACUCAGUGUGCAGGGACAGCCCAUCUCUGGUGGAUUUGGUGGCUUUGGUGGUUUUGGUGGAUUUGGUGGCUAUGGCCUUGGCUAUGGCCGUGGAUUUGGCUAUGGGCUGGGCUAUGGCUAUGGGCUGGGCGGUCUGGGCUGCUAUGGCAGAAGGGGUGGCUACAACUGCUAA